This is a messenger RNA of Chionomys nivalis (European snow vole), 3680 nucleotides long. It is a transcript of the gene Pigr, whose product is annotated as polymeric immunoglobulin receptor. Gene Ontology annotation, cellular component: plasma membrane. Lineage: Eukaryota; Metazoa; Chordata; Mammalia; Rodentia; Cricetidae. The record is from RefSeq and is a predicted model, not a curated record. Gene Ontology annotation, molecular function: transmembrane signaling receptor activity. Bases 160 to 2493 code for a protein of 777 amino acids. The transcript is spliced from 11 exons.
GUCAAGCACAGAGCACAGUUUCGGUUUUGGCAGCAGUAACCAGUGCCUGACUGGAAGAUUCUAGAAAAGCAGGGGUACACACUGGCUGGCAGACUGUGCCCCGAAACUGGAGCAGCUGGAGAAGGAAGUGGCUAAAACAUCUCAUAGAAGCCAACCUGAAUGGCACAGCCCCCCUGGAAGCCACCAGCAAUGAAGCUCUUCGUGUUCGCCAUCCUGCUCGCUGUCCUCCCAGCGGUCAUCACAAAAAGCCCCAUAUUUGGUCCCCAGGAUGUGAGCAGCGUGGUAGGUAACUCGGUGUCCAUCACAUGCUACUACCCAGCCACCUCUGUCAACCGACACACCCGGAAGUACUGGUGCCGGAAAGGAGCCAGCGGCCUCUGCACAACCCUCAUUUCUUCAAACGGCUUCAUCUCCACGGAGUAUGCAGGCAGAGCCCAGCUCAUCAACUUCCCAGAGAAUAAUACAUUUGUGAUUAACAUUGCGCAGCUCACCCAGGAUGACACUGGGAGCUACAAAUGUGGCCUGGGCACCAGUAACCAACCCCUGUUCUUCGAUGUCAGCCUGGAGGUCAGCCAAGUUCCUGAGUUCCCAGAGGACACUCAUGUCUACACAGAGGACCUGGGCAGAACUGUGACGAUCGAGUGUCCUUUCCGAACGGUGAACUCUGCUAAGAAGAAAUCCUUGUGUAAGAAGAUAGGUCAAGCCUGUGAACUUAUCAUUGACUCUAAUAAUGUGAACCCGAGCUAUGAGGACAGAGUAAAACUUGCUAUGGCCGGCGGGACCGGUGCGUCAAAAUUCAUUGUCACCAUUACUAACCUAAGACGCAGUGAUACUGGGCUGUAUGUCUGCCAGGCUGGGGAAGGUACUAAUGCUGACAUAAAGAACGCUGACCUCCAGGUGCUAGAGCCUGAGCCAGAGCUGGUUUAUAGAGAUCUGAGAGCCUCUGCGACUUUUGACUGUGCGUUGGGCAGUGAGGUGGCAGAUUUGCCCAAAUAUCUGUGCCGGAUGAACAAGGAAACUUGUGAUGUCAUCAUCAACACCAAGGGACAGAGGGAUUCAGCCUUUGAGGGCAGGAUCCUGCUAACCCCCAAGGACGACAAUGGCCAUUUCAGUGUGUUGAUCACAGGCCUGAGGAAGGAAGAUGAAGGCCACUACCUGUGCGGAGCCAGCCGUUCUGGCCUGCCUCAAGAAGGCUGGCCCAUCCAGGCCUGGCAAGUCUUUGUCAAUAAAGAGUCUACAAUGCCCACUACUCGCACUGUGGUGAAGGGUGUCACAGGAGGCUCUGUGGCCAUUACCUGUCCCUACAACCCCAAGGACAGCGGCAGCCUCAAGGCCUGGUGUCGCUGGGAAGCAGAUGGAAACGGGCGUUGCCCGGUGCUCGUGGAGAGCCAGGGGACCGUGAAUGAAGGGUACGAGGGCCGACUGGCGCUGUUUGAUCAGCCAGGCGAUGGCACCUACACUGUCAUCCUCAACCAGCUCACCACCCAGGAUGCCGGCUUCUACUGGUGUCUUACUGAUGGCGACUCUCGUUGGAGAACCACGGUAGAACUCCAGGUUUCUGAAGCUACAGGGAAGCCAAACCUCGAGGUGACACCACAGAACGUGGAAGCCGUGCUAGGAGAGACUCUCACGCUCGACUGCCACUAUCCCUGCAAACUCUACUCCCACGAUAAAUAUUGGUGCAAGUGGAGCAACGGGGGCUGCCACACCCUGUCUAGCCAAGCUCGCCAGUCCUCUGUGAGCUGUGACCCGAACAACCAGCUCAUCGCCCUGACCCUGAAUCCAGUUGAGAAGGAAGAUGAAGGCUGGUACUGGUGUGGGGUGAAGCAAGGCCAGACCUAUGGAGAGACUACAGCCAUCUACAUAGCAGUUGAAGGGAAGACAGGGGGGUCACGCCAAGUCAGCGCACCAGACGCCAACGCACGGGCCAACGCCGCUCCAGCAGAGGAGGUAGGUGAAUUCAGCGCCAGCGAGAUCGAGAACAAAGCCGUUCCGGACCCCAGACUUCUGGCAGAAGAGACAGGGAGAGAGAGUGUGGGAGACCAAGCUCAGGACAGCAGAGCGUCGGUGGAUGCUGGCAGUACCGAUGGACAAAGCAGUGGGAGCUCCAAAGUGCUGUUUUCCACCCUGGUGCCCCUGGGUCUUGUGCUAACAGUGGGUGCUGUGGCUGUGUGGGUGGCGAGAGUCCGACAUCGGAAGAAUGUAGACCGGAUGUCACUCAACAGCUACAGGACAGACAUUAGCAUGGGAGACUUCAAGAACUCCAGGGAUUUGGGAGGCAAUGACAACAUGGGGAUCUCUCCAGAUAUUCACGAGACAGUCCUCGAAGGAAAAGAUGAAGUCGUGACUACCACUGAGAUUGCCAUAGAGCCAGAAGAAUCCAAGAAGGCAAAACGGUCAUCCAAGGAGGAAGCUGACCUGGCCUACUCAGCCUUCCUGCUCCAGACCAGCAACAUAGCUGCACAGGUCCACGAUGGUCCCAGGGACGUCUAGGCAGUGCUGACCACCUACCCCUGCCUGUGACAAUCAACCCGAGAAUCACCCUGAUCCACUCACAGCCUGAACUCACUCGUCUCCUGACCUCUCCCUCCUGUCCUCAGAGGUGUGGUGGUCCCUUCCUCAGUUAUCAAAGCCCGGCCUCGCUGCGCCUGUCUGGGAGGUGUGAGGAGUUCCGACCUGCAGCUUUUCUCGGCUAAAGGAGUAAUUAAGGUGGAAAUAAGGAGUAAAACCUGAGAGACAUUUCUGAGAGAAGAGGGUUCGGAGUUAGGUAGGGCGCACCUCAGGUGGGAGAGCCAUUUGAAGUUUCUUAUACCAUAUGAUGGGAGGUCAGUGUAACUCUUCUCUCUCCAUCCCUCCCUUCAUCUCUUCUCCAUUCGAUAAGACACAUCUGAGAGUUUAUUAGAAUUCAGGUGCCUACUAAACGCUGAGCUCCAGACCACAGCCUUUCUACACACACCACUGGAAGAGGCCCCAUCUCCUCCCAGAGUCUGACUUUUCACUGACAUGGCAUCAGUACCAGGCAUACCUUCUGCCCCAGCACCCUUUAGGGCAACAUAAGAAAUCCCUGUAGUCUGAGGCAUACGUAAGUCAUAAGGGCACCAUGGUUUUCAGAUGGAAGAGACUUGCUCUAUGGCAUCAGUGAGGUAAACCAGUGUCAAACCAGAUCUGGAAACUCCUGGCUGUUGACCUGGGAUCUGCCUUCAAGACCUCUUCCCUUAUUAGAAGGUGAACUUUGGUAUGAGGAAGUAAGACGAAAUAAGUAAAAUGGGCAUGGCGUUGUAGACGUGCAAUCCCAGCACUCAAGAGAUAUAGAAAUAGGAUCAGAAGUUCAAGGUCAUCCUUAGCUACGUAGGGAGUUUGAGGCCAGCCUGGGAUACAAUGAAGACCUUGUUUCAAAGCAGAAGAAGGAGGAGGAGAAGAAGAAAUGCAAAUGGAUCUUUCCCCGGUGUCACCUUUCCCCUUCCUGUCACUCACGUGGACCUCAGAUAAAGGAACAAAUGCUCUCGCCGUCUUGUAUUUAGAGAGUUUUGAGCAGACAGGAAGAAGAUUGAGCCUGGGAGCAACUGUUCUUCUAAGAGUCAAAUUAAAAGACUGUUUUUCUCUGCACUUCAACCAGCACCUACAGGCUGAAACCAACAAAUCAGAAAUGUCAAUUAAUAAUUAAAGUCUAUGAUUGCUAC